This is a messenger RNA of Helicoverpa armigera (cotton bollworm), 1897 nucleotides long. RefSeq lists its product as uncharacterized. Lineage: Eukaryota; Metazoa; Arthropoda; Insecta; Lepidoptera; Noctuidae. The transcript has a single exon. The record is from RefSeq and is a predicted model, not a curated record. The coding region runs from base 397 to 1815 and encodes 472 amino acids.
GUUCAAAUACGCGCUAAAGUAGACACAAGAGUUUUUUUUAUAUAACAAUUUAUCGUUUUGCGCCGCUUCUCGUCUCGCUUUACGUUCAAAAGUGCAGUACAUAUUGUCGAAACAAAGAUUUAUGAAGUCUGUGGUGGCUCUAUCUAUGGAUCUUUCUCUUUUUAGUUAGCGCUCUCGCUCUGAACAAUUUUGUGAAUUAAGUUACAAUUUUGUGUUUUGUAAGAGUGCGUAAAGUAUUUCUGCAUUUGUGACGAUCCUUAUGAGUGAUAAAUGUUCCCGAUUAGCGCCGCUAAAAUGGACUGUAGCGCAUUAACCGUUAUUGUGAACCUGCGCUGUUUGACAUCGCAAGCGCUGGCCUCCCUCAGGUUUCGAUGACCAUAAGCGUCAGCGGGAAUCAUGAUCGCCAACUUGCCGCUUCUUUUUGCUAACGGCAACCCAACAGCGUUGUCGCUGAUCAAGACCGCUGAGCUGGAGAAGUUCAUAACAUUCAUGGUGACAUGUUCCUGGGGACAUGAUACUGCGAAAGAUAUCCGCCAGCCACCCUGGUGGCCGAAGGAUGUCAUGUUUUCGCACCCUUUUGUGAGGCCCGCCGAGGUGCCCAAGGACUGGGAGACGAGGUUGAAGAACUUAGUGAAGAAAUGUUACGAGUUCCACAAGAGUGCAUUCCUGCUGGUGUUUUCGGCGCAGCUCGCGAGGUAUCCUCGCAAUCGGCUCAGGUAUGUCGACAACCGAGACCACACUACAUCCCUGUACUACCGGCCCAACGGUAGACUUUUAGUUACAUUCAGAAAUGAGAAUCUACAUUACCAUAAAAAUACUCCCAAGAGCACUGAAGACACACAAAUUAAAUCUACUGACAUAUACUUGUGUGAUAACUGUGACAGCCACUUUGACAACUUGGAUAUUCUGAGAGCACAUGAGAGGCUAUGCAACAAUGAAAACAUCCCAUCAAGUACUAUCAGUGGCGGUCUGCCUGAGUUUCUCUCGGCUUUAAAACUUCACCCGUUGGGUCAAAAGUUUGAGGAACCUGUGAAAUCUGAUCCUGAUGAUGGCACAAAGCCAAAGAAUCCUAGAAAUGCUGCCAGCAUUGACCGGGGCCCACCAUAUCCAUUUUCCUCACUUGCCUACAUGCGGAAUGCCAAAACAAAUUCCCAGAGGGAUUUGAGUUUUUCCAGAGAGCGAAUUGAAAGAUUUUGCUGCACCACAACUCCUUUUAGUAAAAAUUAUAAUGUUAAAAUAAAAAACCAGCAGUUCCCUGUGAGGUACAGGCGGCCUCUGAGCUACUGGAACAGAAAUUAUGUUUUUCCUUAUCAAAGAAAUAAAAAGGUACUCGACAUUAAAGCACAGUUGCUGCUUCUCAAGUGUAAACCGAUCACCGUCAAUAUAGAUAGAAUGUCAGAAAAGAGAAUACAGGAGUACCUGGAUAAUUUGAGGAAAGAAAGAGAAAGUAAACAACAGUGCAUAGAAGAUAAAGACAUUGUAUUUGUGGACGGACUUGAUUGUGAUCAGCCAGCAGAUUCUGAGACGAUGGACCCAUUGAAGCGCUUGGACAAUGAUUGUGAGGUUAUUGACUUGUGUUCAGACGAUGAGACUCCUAGUGUUAACGAGAAUUGUGACCCUCGUGCGGGAGUGACGUGCGUGAUCCGCGGCGGCGCCGUGCUGCGGCGCACGGCGGCCACGCCGCAGGCGCUGCCGGCCGAGCCCUGCGGCGCCCGACAGCGCCCUCUGCCCGCCGCCGUGCUGCAGCCGCAUCCCGUCAUACUCAUUGCGCAUACGCAUCCUCUCAACAAUUUACAGACUAUAUCCAUAGAUUGAAUUUCUUGUAUUUAAUAUUUAUCGUUAGGUACAUUGCUAAUUAUUAUUUAUUAUUCCUUCAUGAUUAAAAUUUUAAUGUCAA